This is a messenger RNA of Aspergillus oryzae RIB40, 1959 nucleotides long. RefSeq names its product HET domain-containing protein. The record is from RefSeq and is a predicted model, not a curated record. The transcript has a single exon. The coding region runs from base 1 to 1959 and encodes 652 amino acids. Lineage: Eukaryota; Fungi; Ascomycota; Eurotiomycetes; Eurotiales; Aspergillaceae.
AUGGGCUCGAACAACGAGGGCCGAGUUGGUGUUUAUAGCAGCGCUCAUUUUAUACCUCGGUUCCAACCCGCCGUCCCACCGGUUUUGGAGCGCCUACGACCGAGGAGACGAUCCCGAGCUCCAGUACCACAGAAGAGGUCACAUACCACGUUUCCAUACGAACCUCUGGACCCUGCGAAGCAUGAAAUCAGACUAUUUGAACUCUGGCCAGGAAAGCCCGGUAGCAAGGUGGUCGGGCGCCUCUUCCACGUCUCCUUGGAUGAAAACCCCAGCUUCGAAGCCUUGAGCUACACUUGGGGGCCACCUAAACCAACUUAUAACAUCUCCAUUAAUGGAUACAAGGCAUUUCCUGUGCAGCGGAACCUGAGGAAGGCAUUGGACGAUCUGCGCCAGCCUGACAAGCCUCGUGUUCUCUGGACGGAUGCCAUAUGUAUCAAUCAGGGAAGCAAGGAGGAAAAGGAACACCAGAUCAAGCUGAUGGGGAGCAUCUACUCAAGCGCACAGGUUGUCUGCGCUUGGCUCGAUCACAGCGUGCGGCCAAUGGAUGUCUCGUUUGAUGACCUUGCACGUCUCGGCGAGGAAAUUCAGAUUUCUGACUAUGAUCCAUCCCACUGGUAUCCGGUUGCCGAUAUUUUUCGGAAUCCGUACUGGCGAAGGUUGUGGAUCCAGCAGGAGCUCAUCCUGGCCAGAGAAAUCAACAUAUAUUGCCAGCGGGAUGUCUUUGAUGGGCAGCAGCUCUUAGAGUUCCAGCGAAGAGUUAAUGAUGACUCUUUCUUCAAGAGAUCCGGCGAAGCGGGGAGGCUCGCCAAGUACAUUGACAGGGAAAGGAUGCCUCAUCAGUCGCUGGGUAGUAAUAUCCUGCAAGCGAGGGCCGACAGGCUUCUGGGAAGCCAACUUCACCAUCAACAGAGUAAUGAUGGAGUUACGCAUUAUGAAGUCACCAGAAGAUAUUUAGGCUCAUCACUUCUGCAGCUAUUUCUCCAGACAGCUGGUCUGAACAUGACGGACCCUCGGGAUCGGGUUUACGGUAUCCUGGGGCUUGUUUGGGACACCGACGUGAGCAAGGUGAGGGUCGACGAGGCCGCACCUGUCAUCGAGAUCUACUUGCAGGUUUUCAGUCUGUUCAUAGAGAGACACAAGAGUAUUGACUUUUUAUGUUUCUCUCAUAAGAGGCCGUAUCGUACUGCCUCCCGAGGUGAUGACUUCCCAACCUGGAUGCCGCAUGAUUCUGUCGACUGGAGCGCAGUCAAUGCAAGCCGGGCCUCUGGCUCUAUCACAGCAAGAAGCGCCUCCAUUGACCUGAAAAGUCGAAUUCUCUUUGCCCAAGGUCGCUUGGUAGACACAAUCGAAAAUAUUGGACCAAAGUGGGAAUUUCCCGAGCUACCCAUACUUGAGUGGUAUCGAAACCUGGAAGGGUACCUCCGAAGACUCUGGCCAGAAGAUGCUGGCCACGGACCACUGUACGAAAGGGAGGAUGUAAUUAUGCUUCUACACCCUUGGGUUUCAGAGAAGAGGUAUCGCCAACAUUAUCAACAUCAACAUGAGAGGCCGACGCAUGAGACAACAGUCGCUUUACUCCGUGCCAUUCGCGUAGCAGCGGAGCAGGUUGAUCAGGAUAAGCUGACGCUCUGGGACCUUGCUUCCAGGCCGAGGAGUGACUUUCUGACCAAAUAUCAGUUCAUGUGCAAGGAGCUUUGGAACCUAAUUAGUAUACGCGUGUUCGUCGGGACUAAAUGCCGGCGGCUCGGGACUAUGAAGAAUAACGUUAGGGCAAUAGAGCCGGGGGACCAGGUUUGGAUCCUCCAUGGGUGUCGAAUGCCAGUGGUUCUUCGACCAGUUCCUAGCAAGAAGGCCCGCUUCACAGUCAUCGGACCAGCCAUCUUUCCGGGGCUGAUGCGCGGGGAGGCAAUGUCACAUUGUGAAGCUGAACUGACAAGCACUGUAGUUGAGCUUGAGUAG